Linum tenue is the source of this 1390-nucleotide messenger RNA. Lineage: Eukaryota; Viridiplantae; Streptophyta; Magnoliopsida; Malpighiales; Linaceae. The record is from the annotation of a GenBank genome assembly.
AUUUGAUAAGCAUGAAUGGAGGCAUCCACAACACCCUUGGAUCCCAAAAUGAGCGAAAGCACGAUCGAAUCCACCAGCGGCAUCCACGGCAGCGCAAGCAACAAGCAAACCACAAACUUCUCGAUGGCACUCCAGUAUAUCAACGCCGUGAAGAACCCUCGAUUCUCAAACGCCCCAAACACCGUCGUCAGAUCCGCCUUCAUCGCCAACGUCGCCACAAACACGGGGAAGAAAAUCGCCUGCGGUAUCGUCUCUAGGGUUUCCACCAGCGACGACCCAAACGGCGGCCCAGCAGGAAUCGCCAGCCCAAACACAAACGCGCCAAGGCUGAAAGCCAGCAUCAGCCCAUCAAAAAGCACCACGUAGCCCACCGCCACCGCUAGGGUUAGCGACACGUAGGCCGCCUUCACCCGGCUGCCUUGCGGCGUACGCUUCACGACCCGAACCAUCGCCGGGCGGAACACCAACACCGCGACGGCCAUGGAGAACAACGCCACGAAUAUGUUGCGCAAGCGUCCCGGCGCGUCGAGAUGCAUGGUCAACGUCAUCCCCACGAGGUUGAAAACGGCGCCGAAUAGUCCCGAGACGAGGGACGAGGAUAGAGCCAGCCUGCCGAUCUCGGAGUUGGUCAGCUUGAGCUCGUGGACGAGCUGCGCGACGACGGGGAACGUGGUGAGGGAUUGGAUGCCUGUGAUGCCGACGAUGCUGCUCACCGUCAGCUUGCUGUCCGCCCGAGCGAUUUGCUGCCGUUGGAAGAGGAGGCCGACGGCGAGUGGGAUGACCAUGGAGGCUACGCCCAUGGUCAUGACUUUUUUCCCCGACCGGAUCACCAUGGCCACGUCCAUUUUCACGGCGGCGAGGAACGUGAAGGUGCAGUAUCCCCAGAUCCCUACCACGUCCAGGGUUUCGUGGGAGGCCUCGGGGAAUAGCGUGUUUCGCACGAAAUCGGUCCUCGCGAGGAAGGCUUUGAGACACGAAGGAGGGGAUGCUGAAGCGCUUGAGAAUGUAAUUCAGGGAGUUGCUGAUAACGUAGAUGAGGAGGAUUUGGAGGUUGAGGAGCGGCAAUGAAGCUGAGAAUACAUCUUCCAUGAGGGUGAAUCCAUCUCCAAAACUCUCUACGCUGAUUAGCGGCGGGAAGUUGUAGCAAACCGUUUCAUUUUUCCAGGUGACUUCUGGCACCAUGUUUGAUGCUUCAGGUAGUUUAACCGAUGGGUGAAGAAAUGAUGGGACGGGAAGAAAUUGUUGGUCAAGGAGCAAAACUCAAUUUCUUCCCCCUUCAUUUGUUAGGGUUGAGAUCGGGGGGAAAUAUUAUGGUUUUUUGUAAUUACGAAGCUUAUUUCAGUUUUUGUUUUGGGAUACAAAACUCUUGUUUUUAAUUCUCGUGUUAGGU